Cavenderia fasciculata is the source of this 3312-nucleotide messenger RNA. RefSeq lists its product as uncharacterized. Lineage: Eukaryota; Evosea; Eumycetozoa; Acytosteliales; Cavenderiaceae. Bases 1 to 3312 code for a protein of 1103 amino acids. The record is from RefSeq and is a predicted model, not a curated record. The transcript has 3 exons.
AUGGUAGUAGAAAAAGCAACACAAUCACCAGUUCAAUUAAAGAAGAACUAUGGCCAAGAUGAAGAAGUCAAGCCACGUCUCAACUAUGACUUGAACGUCAAGCAAAAGCCAGCCUUUAUCACCUUGGAGAAUCCACAAUGCCAGUAUAUUCUGGAUGAGCAGUCCCGUCACAUCAACGUCGAGCGUCAGUCCCCCUACAUUAACAUUGGUCGUGCCGCCGACGUCAUCCAAGUCAACGAGGAGCCGGUCCAAAUCAACUGCCAGCCAUCUGCCGCCGAAGUACUCGUCGAGAAUGGCCAACCCAUCGUCGAGGUUGAGCAAAAGGCACCCGAGAUUGAAAUCGAGCAAUUCAUGCCCAAGCUCUACCUCAAGAUGCCACCAAUCAAGGUGUACUUGGAGAUGGACGGUGCCCCAGAGAUUUUGAUGGAUCCAGUCCCACCAAGUGUCAAGGUCAAGCAAUCCGACCCACUGGUCCGCUUCACCAACACCAAUCCAAAGGUCAUGUUGAACCAAGCACCACCCAAGUUACUCGUCUCCCAAUUGCCAUCGCAAGUCGAAGUUAUUCCAUCGGCCAAGGCAUCGAUCCAAGUCAAGGAGAACCAACCAAUCGUCUCGUUCACCGAAGGUGCUCCCACUCUCCGUGCACUCGAAUGCGGCCAACCCAAGAUCUCAUACUCUCAACCAGACCCAGAGCUCAGCUACACCGAAUGCGGUCCACGUGUCUAUAUCUCCCAAAAGGACGCAUCCGUCUCGCUCAAGCACGAGGCACCCACCGUCAGUGUCACUCCAAGAGAGCCAACCGUCUCGAUCAACCACCGUGCCCCCAAGAUCGACGUCCAACGUCACCCAGUUGCCGUAUCUGUCGUUGAGCCAGCCACCACCGUCCACUUUGGCAAGCCAGGCAGCAAGUUGGAGAGCGAAUGGGUCCAACUCAAGACCACCGAGACCACCCUCGCCAAGCAGAUCCAACAAACCAAUAUCACCGGCACCACCUAUGCUCAAUGGUGCAACAGUCUCUUGUCGUGUGACUCGUUCAACGCCCAACAAGGUGCCCGCAACUCGUUUGUCGUCUUUGGCGGCGGUGAAGCCAAGCUCUUGGAGGCCUUCAAGACCGACAAGGGUAACCAUACUUUCAAUUUGAACCUCCGCAACUCUGCCGGUGAAUUGUUGUUCAAGUGCGAAUCCGAAGGUAAGCUCCUUCGUAUGUGGGACUCUAGCAAUGUUCAAUUUGGUUGGAUCGACUGUACCGCCACUCACGUCGACGUAUUCAAUGCUUCUGGUGCCAAGGUAUUCAGUUUGAUUCCAUCUGCUAAUAGCUGGAAGUUUGAUAUCCAAGAUUUAAGUUUAGUUAAACUCGGUUACUUACAACGUGAAGGUAAGCUCUCUGGUUAUGACUUGAAGUUCCCAAGAGAGUGGAAGUCUGAUAACAAGAUGUUACUCUUGGGUUCUCUCUUCCUCAUCGACAUUGAAGAGUUGGUGAAUGACAUUGAUUUGAUAUGUCUGUUGUUCACUUGUAAACAGUUUUAUUAUAACUUUAGACAACAAUACAAGUGUCGAUUCAAAGGUGUAUCAUUAAUAGAUAAAUCAUCAGACACAUAUAAAAUAAGAUACAACACUCUCUAUGCUAUCCAAUCAUUCCAUCUUGGAUCAUUCACCGAUAUAUUUCAUAGAUCAAUCUCAAAUCAACUUGUCAAGAGCUGCAACAUACCAUUAUUUAAUUACGAUAAUAAUAAUAAUAAUAAUAGUAGAAGUAGAGAUGAUUCGAUUGAAAAGUCUGUAAUAUUAGUUGAUGAUAUUGAUGAUAAUCUUUUGGUGGAUGAUCUACCAGAUACUAUCAAAUGGUUAUCCAUCGAUAGUUCUGGUAGACCACUCACAUUAGAAGAUGGAUGGAAGUUACCAAGUGAGUUGGAAAGUCUAGAAUAUAUGUCAUACAAUAGUGGUAUGGUUGGAUUAGGUGUACUACCAGAGACAUUGACCGAAUUGACUUUGGACGUACCUCCCCAUGGUCUCGCAGACGGUGUGAUUCCUCAGUCAGUACAAACACUCGUACUCAAGAACAAUGAUGUAUUUGGUGCACCGGAUAUAGUGCGAUCGGAGUACCACCUUCCUCAUCGUCUCUCACACCUCUACAUUUAUUUCGCAAUCGAUACUCUGUCGCUGCAGUUCCCACCGACUCUCAAGUCUCUCACAUGGUGGACACCUCCAUUGACACCCGACUAUAUGUUUCCAACAAGUCUUGUCUAUUUGAAACUAGUCAUCCAUGAUACCCUCAACUAUCCGUUAAACCUCUCACUUCUCACAUCGCUUCAAACACUCAAAAUCAAUGCAAGAAUAUAUUUUGUCAAUGAACCAACGCCAAGUGACUAUCUACGUCUUCCACCAAACCUCACCAGUCUCACCCUCCAUGCCAAAGCCACAAUCGAGUCAUUGACAUUCUUUCCAAAGAGUUUGGUCAGUCUUGACACCAAUUACAAUAUAGUUAGUGGAGCCAUUGACAAGGGAGAGCAACUACCCGACACACUCACCUAUUUAUGUUUACGGUAUUGUCACGGUACCAUUCCUGCCGGGUUCAUAGGUCCGACUCUCAAAUCUCUCAAACUCACCUUUUCCAUUGUACAUGCUGUCUUGUUGGAGGGUUCCAUUCCAGAGGGUGUACAAACGCUCUCUGUCAACAACUACCAACACAAUGGAAUCGUUCAACUCAUUCCAAAAUCAGUCAAUCAUUUUAGUUGGUCUGAAAAGACAAGUGUCAAAGAGUAUUUAGCAUUUCCAUCAACUAUUCGUACACUAGAAUAUAAGCCAAAGGAGAUAGACCCCGCCACUGCUCACUACCAGAUUCCAUCGUCACUCACUUCAUUGACCACCAUCGCCACACGUUGUUGUCCAACAACAACCUCAAGUGUUGGAGAAUAUCAGCUGUCAACGUUUUACCAAUGUAAUGAGGAUGAAAACAACAGAAAGUGGAUACUUCCUAAAACAGUUACAUUUUUAUCGUUGGAGAUACCGCCACAGUCUGUCAUAUCGCAUUUCCGGUUUGAUCCAAUUAUCUAUCAAACCAAUGUAACUGAAUUGGUAUUACAAUCAGACUCACGUGAUAUUAUUCAUUGUAAUAUUCAAAGAUUUGAAGAGUUAGAUAUCAUCAACAACAAUAAUAACAGUGAUACCUAUGAUGUAUUGAUAACAGACAAACAUUCAUUACUUGGUGGUGUAGUCAGACUUGGUAAACAACAACAAAAACUAUAUUUAAAUUGGAAGGGAGGUGUUGGUGCUAAUGGGCCACCUACAAUUAGUACCACUAUCCCCACUGUUUAA